This is a messenger RNA of Entrophospora sp. SA101, 1008 nucleotides long. The record is from the annotation of a GenBank genome assembly. NCBI's taxonomy places the organism in Eukaryota, Fungi, Glomeromycota, Glomeromycetes, Entrophosporales, Entrophosporaceae.
CAAGCAGCACGUAAAUAUAUGGAAUACAAUCUACCACAGAAAAUUUUUAUAAGUUUGUGUAUUGUACCUUUAAUAAAUUAUAAAUGGCACUGGGAUAAGAUUGAUGUAUGGAAUUCAUUGUGUAAAAAAAAUGAACCUAUAAAAUUCCUGUUGCAAAUUGGAGUAAUUAAUUUCAAUGAUAAUUAUUGCACAAAAUUACUCCCAUCAUCAAUGAUAUCCAAUAUUCAAAGUCAAUUAAAAAAUGAUGAUGUUGAUAUAAUUUAUUUCGAUGAUAAAAAAGAACAUGGCAUAGAAAAACUUAAAGUUGAUAUUGAUGAAAUUGUAGUUAAUUAUCUAAAGAAUUUUGAGAAUUGUUAUACAUUAAAUGAACUAAGACAGGCAUUGAAUAAGAAUAAUGUACAUGCAGAAACAAACACACCAUUUAAUCUAAAAUAUGCUUAUCAAUUCUUUAAUAAUAUGUACAAUCUUUAUUCAAAUGAUAUACUUAUUAGAGACUUAAGUGAAGAUGAACUUUCAAUAUAUGUUUGGAGCUCACUUAUCAACCAUGUUUUUAUUAAAAUAGGUUACAACAUAAAAUUUUCUAGUGGAGAACUUUCCUCACAAUCUUUUGAAAAUUUGAAAAAAUUAGCUCAGUUGCGGUCUAGGUCAGGUCCUAAGCUUGAUUCAAAAGCUACCAUGAUGUCAGUUGAUGCAGAGAUUUUGUUACAUGAAUCUUCAAAAAAAGAUGUGUCUAAUAAAAGGAUAAAUGAUUGUAAAAAGCUUGAAUACUGCAGUAAAGUUUUGUUAGCCAGUGCAUUCUUAGAGCUACCUACAAGUUCAAGGUCAGAUAUUCAUAAAUUUGAAACAUAUAUGAUUCAGACAAAUGGUCUUAAAUUAACAUUGUCAGUAGCAGGUUACUUAUUUGAAGAUACAAUUUGUAUAUUUGAUCUAACAGAUAUAGUUAUCCCAAAGACAGUAGAAGCAUUCCCCAAGUGUAUUGAGGCUGUAUACAAGAUUCUGUCAUGGAAG